AGACACGUAGAAAAUCUGCAUGGAUUUUCUCUACCAUAUAUACAUGUACAAUAUACAUAGAGACAUUACACGGAUUCCCUAUCUACCACGAAUAUUUACUUCGUCAAGUUUAUUUGUUCAACUCUCGUUCUGACUUACUACGACCGAUGACCGUUCAUUGCAAAUGGAAGAACACAUUGAUUGCUAUAAUUUACAAAUGAUUUAGCAAACUCGUGAAAUUUACAAGAUAGACAUUAACAUCAUCAUCAUCAUCGUCGUCGUCGUCGUCGUCGUCGUCAUAAUCAUUAUUAUUAUCGCGGAAGAUGAGACACCAAGAUUUCUAAAAGUUCAGCGAAGAAAAUCGAAUGACAUGGCGACUAUGAGAAAAGAGAGUUACUCAUCCAGCACAUUUCCACGUAAGAACAGUAAGGAAAGUAAGGAGAUGGAGAUGGAGAAAGAGGAGAAGCAGAAGGUGGAAGAGUAGAGGUAUAACCGAGCUAUCCAAAUAAUCUCUCUAGUGAACACGAUCGACCGGUUCUUCCUCGAAACACGACGUUACCUUUACAGAGAUGAGUUCGAGGCUUUACGAGGAAUUAACGUCUUCGAAUCUCGAUGUACUAAACAUCAUAGUUCCUCUCGAAGAUAGAAGAGUUAGGAGAUCUUAAAGCUGCCAAGGAGAUCGUUUAGGAAGAGUUAAAACUAAACUUGUCUUGACACGAUCUUUACCAUACUUCUUAAUAAUCUUCAUCAACUUCCUAAGAUAUAAAAAAAAAAAAAAAGAGAAAAAAGAGAAAAAGAAGGCAAAAAAAAUGGAUCAUUAUCUAACAACCUAUCAAAAGGAUUAUACCUGGCCAUAUCCAAUGAAAGAAAAGUCUAAAUUAGCAGAUGAUAUCUUUCUUAUAGGUCCUUGCACUUGUGGCAUCGAUCCAAAAGAUCUUAAGGUACCAAAAGUGUAUGGUGAGAAAUACGAUUGGAGUCGUGUCGGUCCAAUGGGACCACUUUUGGAUCCCAAACUGUAUCCUGCUAAAACUGGUCCUAGUCCUGAAACGGAUCAGACGCGAUUUGGACAACCAGAUGUUUAUUUGAAAAAGUUAGAAGAAAAAUAUCCUGAUCUCUAUGGAGUUAUACAAGAUCAAUCGACUCAAGAAACAAUUAUGGAAGUUGAGAAGGAUAGAAUGAUGACUACAUACAUGAUGGAUUAUGGCCAGGGUAAAAGUUUGGAUGGAAGCUGUGUAAAAACCGACGAUCCACAAGUUUAUCAGCCUACUGAAAAGAUUAAAUAUGAUUGCCGUCCUAAUGUUCGACCUCCGCUACGAAAAUUUCGAAGUAUUCUGGAUCAAAAUGGCAAGAACGGAAUCUAUGGCAAUCGAAAACGAAGUAAAAAAUCGAAUGACGUGGAAGGAUCGGAAGUACGAAUACCACCAUGGAAAUCAGAGUACCAGGACACUAUCAGCAAAGUGGGACACUCUAUAAUGAAAUACAAAUUGCAUAAACCUGAAAAGCUUACUCUAACGACUAGUACAGUUUAUAAAUGAUCAUAAAAACGAUGAACAAUAAAAAUUA
This is a messenger RNA of Vespa mandarinia (Asian giant hornet), 1542 nucleotides long. RefSeq lists its product as uncharacterized. The record is from RefSeq and is a predicted model, not a curated record. NCBI's taxonomy places the organism in Eukaryota, Metazoa, Arthropoda, Insecta, Hymenoptera, Vespidae.